Theobroma umbraticum is the source of this 1718-nucleotide messenger RNA. RefSeq names its product transferases, transferring acyl groups. NCBI's taxonomy places the organism in Eukaryota, Viridiplantae, Streptophyta, Magnoliopsida, Malvales, Malvaceae. Gene Ontology annotation, cellular component: endoplasmic reticulum; membrane. Gene Ontology annotation, molecular function: glucosaminyl-phosphatidylinositol O-acyltransferase activity. Gene Ontology annotation, biological process: GPI anchor biosynthetic process; protein localization to plasma membrane. The record is from RefSeq and is a predicted model, not a curated record.
AUAAAAAAAAAAACCCAACACAAAUCUUAGCGGUUUUCUUCGACGUUUACUUCUCUUUUCCUUCGGUUUUUCUUGAUUCCAGGCAACACGAACGCGCAUUCUGAUUUUAAAACGUUUCGUCGAUGGAUUCACUACCAAUAUCUUUCACCAACAAGCACCUCAAAGAACAAUUCGUCAGCAAUUUGACGGGAUCGUCGAUGCUAGAAAUCUCCGCGCUGUUGACCACUGUCCCUAUUCUAGUACUUUUACGGCAGUCCAUCUGUUCUCAAGCCCUAACUGAUGGUGAUACCAAAGAGACCUCUUUAAAGAAAAAUGAUAGUGCAAUGGUUGCUUUUAAGAAUUUAAAGGCUUACCUAGCCACAUUAGUUAUGGAUUUUGUCUUCAUUGUUCUUCCCACACUUUUACUUUUCACUGUUCUAGCUGAGUGGAUCUAUGUAUGGAUGAUUUUGUUAUCGUUGUUACUGAUUUUCGUUAUUGCAGGCAAAAGAUCUCCUUUUUCGCCUUACUUGGAAGGACCUAAAUCUUUUAGGAUGAGCAUAUCAUCAUAUAGGGUUGCUAUGAUGUUUGUUACAUGCUUGUGUAUCUUGGCUGUUGACUUCAGAAUAUUUCCUAGAGAAUUUGCUAAGACUGAGACUUAUGGUACUAGCUUGAUGGACCUUGGAGUUGGCUCGUUUGUACUAGUGAAUUCAAUUGUUUCACGACAAGCACGAAAUGUCUCAUCGUCAAUGGAUUGGUGGAAGGCAGCCCUUAAAUCUACGAGUCCACUACUACUGCUAGGAUUUGCGAGACUUGUAUCUACAAUGAGUGUGGACUAUCAGGUACAUGUGGGGGAAUAUGGAGUACACUGGAAUUUCUUUUUCACACUUGCUGGUGUAUCUAUCCUUACAUCCACAGUUAAUGUUCCCUCAAAAUAUUCUGGAAUUCUUGGUUCAUUAAUUUUAGUUGGGUACCAAAGUUGGUUGAGUAAUGGGUUAAAUGUGUAUCUGCUUUCUAACAAAAGGGGAAUGGAUAUCAUAAGCAGAAACAAGGAGGGAAUUUUUAGCAUAUUUGGAUACUGGGGUAUGUAUCUUAUUGGUGUUCAGGUGGGCUACUACCUCUUCUUUGGAAAUCAUUCCUCUGUCAUGCUGAGAAGCAACAAUGGAACACGAAUUAGAGUCUGGCUUCUUUCUAUUUUGUUUUGGGUUCUAACUGUGCUUCUAGACAGGCAUGUUGAAAGAAUUUCACGUAGAAUGUGCAACCUGCCUUAUGUUACUUGGGUGCUGGCUCAAAAUCUGCAGCUUUUAGCAAUACUAAUGCUUUCUAAUUAUGUCCCUGGGAGCAAAAUUUCAGCUCUUGAAAAGGCAUUUGACCGGAAUUUAUUGGCUUCCUUUCUGCUGGCUAAUGUGCUCACAGGACUGGUAAACUUGUUUGUGGAUACGCUGUUUGCCUCCUCAGUAUCAGCUCUUCUAAUCCUGAUUUCCUAUGCUUUGACUUUGUCUGUUGUCAUUGGAAUAGUAGAUUUUUAUGGUGUUAGGUUAAAAUUUUGGUAGGGCGACCACCGUUGUAUCUGUUCAAAAUGUUUUAUGAAAGCUAUAAUGAAUUAAUUCGGUUUCGUUGUGCAUUUGAAACAAACCAAAAAUUCAUGGUUGAUAUGGUCUCCCUAUCCAAUGCUACUCUGUUGACUGAUUAUUGAUAUUAUGGUCCCUUUAAAGGCCAAGCAUGCCCAUGAUCAAACACAU